This is a messenger RNA of Eremomyces bilateralis CBS 781.70, 880 nucleotides long. RefSeq lists its product as uncharacterized. The transcript has a single exon. The record is from RefSeq and is a predicted model, not a curated record. NCBI's taxonomy places the organism in Eukaryota, Fungi, Ascomycota, Dothideomycetes, Eremomycetales, Eremomycetaceae. The coding region runs from base 162 to 710 and encodes 182 amino acids.
GAAGAGGGGGGAUUUGCAAGCGAAGCAGAUAAGCGGUGUUAGACUGUGUCCUGCCGUGAGGAGAGCGACCACUAUGACGAUGAGAGCGGUUUUGGAGAAUCGAAGUUUAGGGUCGACGUCGAAGGUAGUGGGAAGAAUGCAGUAUCUUGGACGUUGUCAGUAUGGCCGACCCUCGGUUCUAUAGUCAAAGUCCUCACCCUCCCAUGAUCAUCCAUGAUGCUGCUAAUGCAAGACCGCGCCAGUACCACUGCCAUAAUGUCAGAAAACUCGGAAUCUGUCAGUCAUGCCUUGUAAUCUUACUGCAACCGGAUCUCUCUCAAAGUAUAUAUCGUCGAGUGCCAUAUAUCCGGUGCGAUGCCCGCCUGCAUUGGCAUCGGUCCGGGAGAAAUCGAAGAGACCCAUUGGAUAACCAUAUAUUCGAUACAGCUGUUAGGCCGGAGAGAUUCUUCCACAGCCAGGGAGGCUGCUCAUCUAGGGGAAAUAGGCCCGUCGUAGAGCCAGGUAGAUUCGACGUCGAUAGUGCGGUCGUGGGGUUGUUUCGGGGAGUGCGUUCGAGGUUUCUUCACUUUUCCAGGGCAAUUCUCGCCCGGGCGUUCUAUUAUACCACGACCGAACUAUAUGUGAUGUACGACCCUAGAAAACCGUCGAAGUGCGAUUCGAGAGGAAGAACGAGGGUAGAACUCGAUAUCAACAAGUGGAGGAGCGAGUGACAGAACCAAUGGAUGGCAACCGGAGGCCUCCGAACGUUUCACGGCCAGACCAGCAUCACCCUCAAGUCAACGGUUUGACCGAUAAAAACAACGCAAGAAGUUUUCACGAGUGAAGAUGGAAAAGUCUCGCAGCUGAAUGAUGGGUUGGGAAUACGAUACGACUGUCAGUG